AGAGCGUCCGAUACGUUGAGAGAACGACGCUGCCUCGGAUUACCUCUCGGCCGCCAACGUCGAAAGUGAUCACCGGCCUGCCCUAUUCGAGUCGCAGAGUGUAUUAGGCAGCGGAGCAAAGCAAGAAUUCGGAGAAGACUUCAGUGUCAAGGAUAAGAGCGCGAGAAUCGAUCAGGAUCGAAUACCGUCUCAGCACAGGCGUCCGGCACGAUGAGGCUCCGUGGCGCAAUCAAACAAGUCGACUUCAAGUCUAGCAUGGGAGUUAUCAUACCGAGCUUAAAUUCUCUAGAAUAUGACGAGGAAGUGGAGCUUCCCUUUUACUUCGAGAGUCUCAGCAUGCCGAAUUCUGAGAAGCCGUACCUCGUCGCGGGACUCCAGAUUUCUCCAGCCGUCGUCGGGCGUUAUCGAGCAAGGUGCAUCCUGAGCGGGAGCCUACAAGUUUUCAUCCCAGAUCUUCAAAUCGCAGCGGAAAUCAAAGAGUCGUCCACGUUUGACCUCGGUGGUGCGGACUACUUCCAAAGGAAUGAUGAAAUUUUGGUUAUGUUGAGAUGGGAAGAAAUACUCGCUUCGCAGUCAGAGCAACGAGUACCGCAGGUUGAGGCUUGUGCGUCGCUCAUGGCGCGCGGUUAUCCGUUCCUCACGGACUCUAUGAAACAGAUUAUAACCGAGAACUGUCGCCGAGAGAAUGAAGAUCCGCGACACAAACCAUUCGAGAAGCUAGCGAGGUCGUCCACACCGCAGGAAUAUUGCGAGAGUCGAAACAGAAUCCGAUCGAAGAGCUUCGAAGGGCUAUCGAUUACGAAAGACAGCGGUAUAGCGGAUGAAAUCCAUGGCAAUUGCCUCAGAAGCAGUCCCAAUAGCCUCGGCUAUUCUAGCCGGCUGCCGGCGAUAAUUCCGUCAGGAUUCGGAGAUGCUCUCUACAACCCUUUCUUACGAGCGACGAGUCCGUAUAGCUGUCAGAUCGGUUGUCGAUGCAAUCGGCUCUGAGCUCCGCCGAAGCGAUUCGUCGAGCUGGGAAUCGUACAGACUCAUCCUAUCUUGAUCAAAAACCACGGCUUGUAACAUCGGAGAUAUUUUGAGGGGUGAGAAGUUUUAAAAUAAAUUAUAACUC
Molecule: messenger RNA, 1111 nt
Organism: Galendromus occidentalis (western predatory mite)
Lineage: Eukaryota; Metazoa; Arthropoda; Arachnida; Mesostigmata; Phytoseiidae
Exons: 2
Coding region: 211-987 (258 amino acids)
Source: RefSeq, a predicted model, not a curated record